CUCCGGAUGAACAGCGAUGGGGGAAUGGACUAUUCUAGAGAGGCUACUGGAAGCUGCCGUGCAGCAGCAUUCUACUAUGAUAGGGAGGAUCCUGCUGACCGUGGUGGUGAUCUUCAGAAUUCUCAUUGUGGCCAUUGUAGGGGAGACGGUGUACGAUGACGAGCAAACGAUGUUUGUCUGUAACACGCUGCAGCCAGGCUGCAACCAGGCUUGUUAUGACCAGGCUUUCCCCAUUUCUCACAUAAGGUACUGGGUGUUCCAGAUCAUCAUGGUGUGCACCCCCAGCCUGUGCUUCAUAACAUACUCCGUUCACCAGUCUGCUAAACAAAGGGAACGGAGGUACUCCACUGUCUUCCUUACCUUGGAAAGGGACCAGGAUUCAAUGAAGCGUGAGGACAGUAAGAAAAUCAAGAACACGAUUGUCAAUGGGGUGCUGCAAAACACUGAGAACUCCACCAAAGAGGCAGAACCAGACUGCUUAGAAGUGAAGGAAAUCCCCAAUCCUGCUAUCAGAACUACAAAAUCAAAGAUGAGGAGGCAAGAAGGCAUUUCUCGAUUUUAUAUCAUCCAAGUGGUCUUUCGAAAUGCCCUAGAGAUUGGAUUCUUAGUGGGACAGUAUUUUCUGUACGGAUUCAAUGUCCCUUCCAUGUACGAAUGUGACAGAUACCCUUGCAUUAAAGAAGUAGAGUGCUAUGUUUCUAGACCCACUGAGAAGACUGUAUUCUUGGUAUUCAUGUUUGCUGUCAGUGGGAUUUGUGUGGUGCUUAAUUUGGCAGAACUGAACCACUUGGGCUGGAGAAAGAUCAAAAUGGCAGUGAGAGGAGUACAGGCAAAAAGGAAAUCCAUUUAUGAAAUCAGAAAUAAGGACCUGCCAAGAAUGAGCAUGCCUAACUUCGGCAGGACUCAGUCAAGUGACUCAGCUUAUGUGUGAGGCUGUGACAGAACUGAAACACUGUGCCAGGUGGAACAGACCCAGAUACCAUUAGAGAAAGGUACAUUGCUUAGGCAAGCAUUUUAUCAAACCACCAAGAAAGCCAUUAAGGUAUUGGAUCUCCACUUACUGAACUAGCUGCAAAAUGCAGCGCUAUAUAAAAGACUGAAAAAACAGCUCUAAAACCAUGCUUGACCUAGCCUUACAGCACAGCUACUAUUAUUCCUACUUUUCUUUCUAAUGAUUGGGUUUUAUCUGUCAGUGAAGCAGCUUUUUGGUUGUCAUUAGGAUGUUUACAGUUUGAACUGUCUGACUAAUUAUUGUAAAUGUGUAGAAUGUUCAUAUCAAAAACUCUGCAAGGAUACUCUGUAUGGGGUGGGGUGGGGGACACU
Molecule: messenger RNA, 1323 nt
Organism: Vidua chalybeata
Lineage: Eukaryota; Metazoa; Chordata; Aves; Passeriformes; Viduidae
Gene: GJD2
Product: gap junction protein delta 2
Exons: 2
Coding region: 17-931 (304 amino acids)
Biological process (GO): cell communication
Cellular component (GO): connexin complex
Source: RefSeq, a predicted model, not a curated record